AUGGCUGAAGUGAUUGAGCUCCAGAAACUCAAGCUCGCAGAGCUGAGGCAGGAGUGUGAAGCCCGAGGACUGGAGACUAAAGGAAACAAGGGCGAUCUGAUCGCACGUCUGCAGGCCUACCUGGAUGAACACGACGAAGACGUGGACGUUGAUGACGUUCUUGCCGACGACACCGUGGACUUUGCCAAAGGCGAGGUCGUAGACAACGGGAAAGAUGUCAAGGAAUCACAAUCUCCCGUCGUCGAGCUGCCACCUGAAAAGAAGAUUAUCAAAAUCUGCCCGCCAACAACUGCUAGUGAACGACUACAGAAACGUGCCGAACGUUUCAAACUGCCUGCGUCAGCGGAAGAUAAGAAGACCCAACGCGCGGCAAGGUUUGGGUUACCUCUCAAUGUUUCCAGUCCAUCCACAGGCACCGCCGUGGCCAGCCACGCACCGACCUUGUCGCGUCUGACGCAGGUCAGCGUGGAUCAGCUGAAGAAGCGGGCGGAGAGAUUCGGCAUGAAUGUGUCGUCGCUUUCGCAAAAGAUGGAAGCGGAUGAGAAGCUGAUGAAGAGGAAGGAAAGGUUUGGCAUCCUGACUGGCAGUGCGGCGACUGGUUCGGCCGAUAGCGAGGCCAAAAAAAUGAAGCGUGCUGCAAGAUUUGGUAUCGUGUAA
Nerophis lumbriciformis (worm pipefish) is the source of this 657-nucleotide messenger RNA. The record is from RefSeq and is a predicted model, not a curated record. Lineage: Eukaryota; Metazoa; Chordata; Actinopteri; Syngnathiformes; Syngnathidae.